This is a messenger RNA of Venustampulla echinocandica, 630 nucleotides long. RefSeq lists its product as uncharacterized. Bases 1 to 630 code for a protein of 209 amino acids. Lineage: Eukaryota; Fungi; Ascomycota; Leotiomycetes; Helotiales; Pleuroascaceae. The record is from RefSeq and is a predicted model, not a curated record. The transcript has 7 exons.
AUGGAGCGUGCGACCAGCAAGACAUUGGACUGCUAUGUUGAGUUCAUCAAUUUCAACGAGGCAGACGGUGCUGUAAACCGAUUUGAAAUCGACAGAAGUGGCCGUCGAUGUAGUCGGCUGGGACAACCUCUAGAAACGGCCCCUCCUGUAGCUCAGCAUCGCCUCACCUGUACUAGCCAACCCCCUCCCUCUUCCCCUUCCCCAAAUACUACUGCCACCAAUCUACCUGCUACUACUACAGCUACUGAGUUCGUUGUUGUGCUCCCUGCUACCUCCCCUGGCUGCUGUUACUACCCUAGACCCGCUGCCCGCCUGCCUGCCAUGUCAAUUCUUGCGGCUCAGCCCCCAAUCCCGAGAGAUCGCGCUACUCCCUACCUCGCGGGUAUCAUUGCUACUACUACGACAGCCAACAAAAUCGAUCUAGGCCCUCCUGCUCUUGGUGGUUCCGCGUCUCCUGCCCUGGCUGUUGGGUCUCCUGGCUUUGGUGCUGCUGCCUCCCCCACCACACCUAACCCCGCCGCCCCCCAGGACCUGCAGUUUACCCCCAUCUACUGCCACAAUCCGUCCGCUUCUGUUGCUGAUGAAGGACAUGUUCCCGAAGGCGAAGAAUGUCAGAUGGGUAGGGGGUAA